Messenger RNA from Rosa rugosa (rugosa rose), 3298 nucleotides. Its product is annotated as putative leucine-rich repeat receptor-like serine/threonine-protein kinase At2g24130. Gene Ontology annotation, biological process: protein phosphorylation. NCBI's taxonomy places the organism in Eukaryota, Viridiplantae, Streptophyta, Magnoliopsida, Rosales, Rosaceae. The transcript has 2 exons. The coding region runs from base 170 to 3199 and encodes 1009 amino acids. Gene Ontology annotation, molecular function: ATP binding; protein kinase activity; protein binding. The record is from RefSeq and is a predicted model, not a curated record.
UCCCUCCACAAAUCAUAACCCCCAUUGAAUUCUCCUUCAAAAAUAUCAUUUUCCACCUUCCCAUCCAACCAAAUUUCUCUCUCUGAUCUCCAAUGACUGUGCAACACUCUAAAAAUGUUUUUUUUUUUUUAAGCCUUCCACUAUUGCCGAGUUCUUGCUCUGAAUCACAAUGAGAGUAGAAGAGAAGAAAAUUAUUGUCAGGCUCUUUCAGUUUACCAGUAUGGUCUUCAUCAAAACCAUUUUCUUUCUUCUAUUCCAGCAUUUUGUUGUUACAUCUUGUAAUGCAGUUAUAGGUCAUCACCACAAUCCUCAUCACUCUUUGCUUAGAGAUAAGGCUGCUCUUCUACAGUUCAAGAAGGCCAUUACAUAUGAUCCAAAUUCUACUCUAGCUAAUUGGAAUGAAGCUACUGAUGUUUGCAACUUCACCGGUGUUGGGUGCAACAAAAAGCAUCAUCGUGUAACUAUACUCCUUCUGCAUAAUUGUAAACUUGUAGGGCAGCUUUCACCUAUCAUUUCAAAUCUAACCCGCCUUCGUUACUUGGAGCUUGUAGGCAAUCACUUUUAUGGAACUAUACCUCCUGAACUUUCCUUACUGAGACACCUACAUCAUCUACGGAUUGAGGGGAACAACUUUCGUGGUUCUAUACCAGAUUCCUUAGUCCUUCCUUCACAACUCACAGUUGUUACUCUUUUGCAAAACAAUUUCUCUGGUGCAGUUCCACCUGCACUCUUCUCCAACUGCUCUCUGUUAAGGGUGUUGGACCUUUCCAACAACUUUCUUUCAGGGAAAAUUCCAAGAGAAAUUGGAAAUUGUCCAAACCUAUGGACCCUCAAUUUAUACAACAAUCAAUUCACUGGAGAAAUUCCUCUCUCUUUGACUAAUACCUCACUGGUCAAUUUAGAUGUUGAGUUCAAUCAUCUUUCUGGUGAAUUGCCCGUCAAACUUGUGGAAAACUUGCCUGAUAUUCUCUAUCUUCACUUAUCAAAUAAUAAUAUGGUAAGCCAUGAUGGAAACACCAAUCUCGAUCCAUUCUUCACUGCCCUUGCAAAUUGCAUUAGUCUAGAGGAGCUUGAACUGGCGAGUAUGGGACUUGGAGGAAUAUUACCUAAUUCCAUCGGCGGACUUGGUGUCAACUUUACAUACCUGUUGCUGCAAGAAAACAAGAUCUUUGGAUCGGUUCCUUCAAAUAUAGGUAAUUUAUCCAGGCUUGUGGUCCUGAAUUUGACCUCUAAUCUUAUGAAUGGAACAAUUUCAGCAAACAUAAGUCAGUUGUCACACUUGGAACAGCUUUUCUUAUCUCACAACUUUUUCACCAGCACGAUACCAGAAGCACUUGGCCAGCUUCCUCAUCUUGGCCUGCUUGAUCUGUCUCAUAAUUCGUUCUUCGGGGAUAUCCCAAGCGGUCUAGGAAAUUUGGCCAUGCUGAAUUACCUGUUCCUCAACAACAACCUCCUAUCUGGAACCAUUCCACCAUCAUUAGGACGCUGCACAGAACUGUACAAGCUUGACUUAUCAUUCAACAGAUUGGCAGGGGCCAUCCCCCCGGAAUUAUCAGGUUUGAGUGAGAUCAGAAUUUUCAUAAACCUCUCACACAAUCAUCUUGAAGGGUCUAUACCGAUUGAGCUCAGCAAGCUAGAAGAUGUUCAAGAGAUGGAUCUCUCAUCAAAUAACCUAAGCGGGAGUAUCUUUCCACAGAUAUCAAGCUGUAUCGCACUGACGCUCAUAAACUUCUCACACAAUGCUUUGGAAGGGAGCCUUCCGGAUCUCAUAGGUGAGCUAAAGAACCUUGUGUCUCUUGAUGUUUCAGAUAACCACUUGUCAGGAAGGAUUCCCCUAAGCCUCAACAAGAGUCUAACACUCACAUAUCUAAAUCUUUCAUUUAAUGACUUCGAAGGAAUGGUUCCUUCUGGUGGCAUCUUUGAAUCAGUGUCAUAUACCUCUUUCUUGGGCAACAAACAUCUUUGUGGUAAAGUUGCUGCGAAACAUGUUUGCCCUCGGACAAAGCAAUUGUUUCGCUCUCACAUAUUCAUAAUCAUGUUUGUCAUAGUCAUAUUCAUUUCAACAUCCUUAUCAAUCAUAUGCUGUGUGAUUGCAUUCCGCCGCAUUAAGGUACUGAUUUCAUCCCAGAGGGCUGCAACCGUAAAGAAACCAACACAACCUGAAGUGAUUCAGAAUUUCCCAAGAGUUACAUACCGAGAUCUGUCAGAGGCCACCGGUGGAUUUGAUGAUCAGAGACUGAUUGGCACGGGGAGCUAUGGACGUGUCUACAGGGGAGUCCUUCCAGAUGGGACAACCAUAGCAGUCAAGGUGUUACAUUUACAAUCUGGAAAUUCAACAAAGAGUUUUAACAGAGAAUGCCAAGUCUUAAGGAGAAUUAGGCACAGGAACCUUAUAAGGAUCAUAACAGCUUGCAGCCUACCUGAUUUCAAGGCUAUUGUUCUUCCUUAUAUGGCAAAUGGUAGCUUGGAUAGCCGUCUAUAUCCACAUUCACAAGCCGGUCUAGGUUCAGGCUCUUCUGAUCUGAGUCUCAUUCAGAGGGUCAAUAUUUGUAGUGACAUCGCGGAAGGGAUGGCCUAUCUUCAUCAUUACUCUCCGGUCAGAGUUAUACACUGUGACCUGAAACCAAGCAAUGUUCUUCUCAACGAUGGCAUGACUGCUUUAGUUUCUGAUUUUGGGAUAGCAAGAUUAGUGAUAGCCGGAGGAGGAGUGGGAAAUGCAGGUCUUGAGAACAUGGGAAACUCUACUGCAAGUUUAUUAUGUGGAUCUAUUGGAUACAUAGCACCAGAGUAUGGGUUUGGAUCGAACACAUCUACAAAAGGCGAUGUUUACAGCUUCGGUGUUCUUGUUCUCGAGAUGGUGACAAGAAAAAGGCCGACAGAUGACAUGUUUGUUGGGGGACUAAGCCUGCACAGCUGGGUAAAGAACCAUUAUCAUGGAAGGGUUGACAAAGUGGUCGACUCUUCCUUGGUGAGAGCUUCUAGAGAUCAGCCACCUGAGAUGAAAAAAAUGUGGGAUGUUGCCAUAGGAGAAAUGAUAGAGUUGGGUAUUCUCUGCACUCAGGAAUCCCCUUCCACUAGGCCUACAAUGCUCGAUGCUGCAGAUGAUUUGGAUCGGCUGAAGAGAUAUCUUGGUGGGGAUACUACUGCAACAUUUGCCUCUUCAUUAGGAAUUUCUUCGUCUACCCUAGACGACGACUAGCAUCUACCCUGUAACUUCUGUAGAAAAAUUGAGAUGCUGUUGUCAUUUACUUUUAUCAUGGAUUUGAACUUACGACGACUGAGUAAUAUUGUCUUGCAA